Messenger RNA from Trichosporon asahii var. asahii CBS 2479, 1032 nucleotides. Its product is annotated as asparaginase. The record is from RefSeq and is a predicted model, not a curated record. Gene Ontology annotation, molecular function: asparaginase activity. The coding region runs from base 1 to 1032 and encodes 343 amino acids. Gene Ontology annotation, biological process: amino acid metabolic process. The transcript has 3 exons. Lineage: Eukaryota; Fungi; Basidiomycota; Tremellomycetes; Trichosporonales; Trichosporonaceae.
AUGUCCUACUCCCCCGCUCCCCCCGGCGUGACGGAGCACACCGUCCUCGUCCUCGGCACUGGCGGCACGAUCGCAUCAGAGCCGACGUCGAAGGGCUAUGCUCCGAUCUCCGAGCCGUGGGCGCGCGACAUCUUCUUCAAGCGCAUCCGGCAGCACCCGCAGCUCUCCGAUGCUCCGGCGGCAGUGUUCGCAAAGCCCGUCGAGCCCAAGCGUGACUCGCACAACAAUGGCAGCCAUGACCUGCGGUACCCGAAGCUGCGCACGCCACCGCUGAACGAGAAGGACGACGUUGUCGUGUAUGAGAUCCUCGAUCUGGAGAACCACAUGGACUCAAGCGAGAUGACCCCCAAGGGUGAGUCUACCAUCUCCGUGCACAAAGUUCAGGCGAGACACGGCCUUGUCCGAAUCGCGGACCGUGCCUCGUUACGAGCCAUCGGGAUAUCCACCCAGGUCCACCCCCAAUGGUCAUCGACCAUGCACCAUCCGCGCAGCUGUGAUCCCUGCAGUGGAGAAGCUAACGUGACCAGACUGGAACAAGAUCGCUCAGCUCAUUUACCAGAACUGGAACGAGUACGAUGGCUUCGUUGUGCUUUCGGGCACCGAUACGCUGGCGUACACGUCCUCGAUCCUGAGCUUCCUCUUCGCCGAGGCUGGCAAGCCGAUUGUCGUGACAGGAGCGCAGAUCCCGCUGAGGGAGCCGCGCUCCGAUGGAUGGUACAACCUCCUCGAGAGUCUGCUUGUGGCCGGCACGCUGCCUUAUGCCGGUGUCGGUGUCGUCUUCUAUCAUCAGUUCCUGCAGGGAUGUCGCGCAACGAAGGCGUCUCCGAACCUGCUCGAUGCGUUCCAGACUCCGUCUGUGCCGCCAUGGAUCAGGCUGAACGUCAAGAUCUCAUGCCGAACUGCAAGGCGGUUAUCAUCUCCGCUUUCGGCUCGGGCAACAUGCCAGUGAAGGAGGAGACUGGUGUGCUGCAGGCUCUCGAGAACGCAGUCAAGCGCGAGCUCCUCGUUGUCGUUAUCAGUGCCUGUGAGUAA